AUGUCCACUACUGUCCGUCAAGAAUUUAACCGCGUUUUCUUGAAUUCAGCAAAAACAGAAAAAGAAUUUGGUGACUUGCUAACUUAUAUUUCCAAUAAUCCUGAUAAAAUACCUGAUUUGGAAGAUUCUCUCAAUUACGGCAAUGAUAACGUUAAAGCUACAUACCUGAGAAAUAUAUUAACCGAGCCUCCUAACAAACGUGUAAAAAUAGAUGAUAGACUGAACAAAUUUUGGCGAGUUUUAAAGGAUGCAUCUUGUGGCGAAUUUCUUGUACUAUCUGAAAAUACUCGAUUUUUGGGAAAGAAAAAUGGACCUUCCACUGUGUUCAUUCGUAAAUGUUAUCUUGAUCUGCAAGUUGUUGUCUUUAAAAGAAACAAAAUUCGUAUAACCGGGAAUCCGGGUAUCGGAAAAACCUAUUUCGGAUACUAUUUACUUUAUUUGCUCGCACUACAAAAUACUAUUGUAUAUGAUAACGCAAAUGAAGCUAAACUGAUUGUCUUUGAUGGGGAAAAUGCCACUAAAAGUGACGAUAUAGAACCAUACCUGAGAGACCCGAAUGUUUGGUACAUCGUAGAUGGUAAGGAACCAAGUGAUGUCAACGCUAAAACAAUUCUAAUCUGCUCACCCAAUAAAAGCACUUUGAUAAAUAUAUUAGAAGCUGUAUAUUUGUUUAUUAGGUGUGGAGGGAUCUCUCGGUUUGUUUUGGAAAAGGCUAAUGAUAUAACUCACCAAAAUAGGCUUGAAGAGGCAAUUUCAUGUAUUAAAGAGAUUAUUUUUGAUUUUAUUGGUGAAAGUGUAAUAGGAAUAGAUGAAAUUAGUCACACGAUCGCUCAUAUCUAUCUUGAUCAAGGUGGUAAAGAACCCUAUACACAGGUAACUGUAAGAUUUGCAUCAGAUUAUUUGAAGCAAAGGGUGAUUGAUCAAUACGAAGCACGUAUAAGAGAAAAACUUGUUGCACAAAUUAGAGCGGGUAUAGGUAGUUCGCUCUUAGAUCCUUAUCUUAACCGCAAUUAUAAAGAUUCAAAUGCAGUUGUCAAUUUAUCUUUACAGAACGAGAUACUAAAGUUCAACAAAAAUAGUAUUGAUUCGAUCGAGUCACAAAAGUAUUAUCAACCAAAGAAAAAAAAUUUUCCAUCAGUUGAUUCAAUUAUUGCUUCAAAUCGGGUCUUUCAGAUGACUAUUUCAAAAAAUCAUCCCAUUAAUCUGACUGGUUUAAAUCUUCUUUGUGACAAAUUAGGUGGAAAAUCAGUCAAAGGUUUCAUUUAUUAUUACUUUGUUGUACCAGCGUAUCUGUAUGAUGAUUUUAAAAUGCAAAGGUUUGAUGUCAAGAACACUCCAGAUUGGAUUAAUAAACGCGUUUUUCAAUAUGCUUUAAAAAUUGAGCUUUGA
Funneliformis mosseae is the source of this 1389-nucleotide messenger RNA. Lineage: Eukaryota; Fungi; Glomeromycota; Glomeromycetes; Glomerales; Glomeraceae. The record is from the annotation of a GenBank genome assembly.